Messenger RNA from Symbiodinium sp. CCMP2592, 1623 nucleotides. The record is from the annotation of a GenBank genome assembly. Lineage: Eukaryota; Dinophyceae; Suessiales; Symbiodiniaceae.
AUGUCCCACUCCGCCGCGGAAGCGUUGCAGAAUGCGCGGGCUGCUUUGCGAGAGGAGCGCUUUUUCGAUGGUGUCCAGCUUGUGAACGCGGCCCUUGAGGCUCAAGGACAAACCCUUGGUGGCACCAAAGGAGGCUAUUCAGCAACUCCGGCUUCUACCGAAGCAGAUGGCACAGAAAUCCUUCGGACUCCAGAGGUCUUCCUCAAUCGGGUGAUGACAACCUUGACGGCUGCAAAGAAGAAAGAGCUGGCCGACUUCUUCACCGUCCGCACCGACCUGCUCGUUGGCCUUGGUGCGCUCAAACGAGCAGUGGUGGAUGUCAGCGCUGCUUUGCUGCUCCGGCCGGAAGAUGAAGCUCUGGCCAAGAAGAAGACUGAUCUGGAGGGGCGACUUGCUGGAGACACGGGUCUCGGAACCGCCACAAAGACUCCCACAAGCAUCAUCACCGGCUUUCUCGGUGCAGGCAAGACAACCCUCCUGAACUACAUUCUGGAGCAGAACCAUGGAAAGAAAAUUGCAAUCAUAGAAAACGAGUUCGGCGAGGUAGGGAUAGAUGAUGCAUUGUUGAACACCAAGACCGCUGUGACAGAGGAGAACGUGAUUGAGAUGAACAAUGGUUGCAUUUGCUGCACCGUCCGGGGGGAUUUGAUUGCAGGGCUGAAGAAGCUACACAAGCAAACCACCGGCAAGGGCAAGCCUUUGGAUGGGAUCAUCAUUGAGACCACGGGCCUGGCAGAUCCAGCUCCCGUGGCUCAGACCUUCUUUGCCGACGAUUUCGUGAGUGCCAACAUGGUGCUCGAUGGCAUCCUGACGGUCGUAGACUGCAAGCACAUCAUCGGACAAUUGCAGGAGGACAAGCCAGAAGGGGCGGUGAACGAGGCUGUGGAGCAGAUCGCAUUUGCAGACCGGAUUCUGCUAAACAAGACAGACCUGGUGAGUGAUGCGGAGCUCGACGAGGUCCAGCGAGAGGUACGAAGAAUCAACAAGACAGCCGCAAUGAAAAGGACAAAGAACUCCCAAGUCGACAUGGAUUUUAUUCUUGGCAUUGAGGCCUUCUCCCUGGAGCGGAUCCUCAUGCAGGUGAGUCAAGGAAAUCUGGAGGAGGAAGAAAGUGGCCACGGCCAAGGCGGCCAUGGCGGCCAUGGCCAUCAUGGACCCGACGAAGAAGGCCAUGACCAUCAUGAUCAUGAUGGUCACUGCUGCCACGAAGACCAUGGUGCAGGGUGCGGCCAUGAGCAUGCUGGACAUGGUGAGCAUGCCGGCCACCAUGCGCACGAGCACAACGGCGAGGCGUGUGACCAUCCCUCCCAUCGGAAGCGGCACGACUACAGGGUCAGCUCUGUUGGCAUUCAGCGGGACCGCGAAGUCGUGAAAGACAAGCUUGACAAAUUCAUCGGCUGGCUGAUACAGCAGAAGGGUCCCGACUUGUACCGUUCCAAGGGAGUCCUAGCGGUGCAGGGCCUGCAGCAGAAGUUCGUAUUCCAUGCCGUGCACAUGCAGUUCAGCGGCAAACCUCAGGAAGCUUGGAGGGAAGACGAGAAGAGGUGCUGCAAAAUGGUCUUCAUUGGAAAGAACAUGGAUCGUGAAGAGUUGAACAAGAAAUUCGACGAAUGCCUUGCGUGA